AUGUUAUGUAAGCUGAAUGCUUUUCUUCAGGUGGAGCUACGCACACAAGCCUUUGGGGCGCGUCAUCUUAUUGUGAGCGCCGUCGUUUGGCUCGUCAAUCAGACUGGAUUACCUCUGGUAUUCACACAAUUGGCACAUGCUUCUCCAGUAUAUAUUAGCAAGGGUCUCCUUUCUUCAACAUCGCCUCCUCGGCAAACCGGUGCAUCUGCUUUCGACUCUACUUUUAAUGCCUUUUCUUCCAAUUCUGCUGUCAAUGGUGAAACAAUUCAAGCUCACAUGGCCACUUUAGCGGCUGGACAGCAGAUUGAGCAUGAAAUGGCUCGCUUAGUGUCGCCACUCCUUUACUCUGUCGCCAGCCGAACUGAAAAAAUGCAGGUUCACGUUCGGAUCGGCUGCGGGUAA
Molecule: messenger RNA, 402 nt
Organism: Protopolystoma xenopodis
Lineage: Eukaryota; Metazoa; Platyhelminthes; Monogenea; Polystomatidea; Polystomatidae
Source: the annotation of a GenBank genome assembly